UUUAUUUAAAAACAUGUAUUUUUCGUUUAUUCAAAAGAUAAAAACACAUUAGUGUACGUGUAAAGUAUACAGUUUGUUUUAUAAUUGUGAUUCUUUAAUAUCUUUUAACAAUAACAUUAUUACAGAACAUUAUCAAUAUAGAAAAAUGUUCCGGCAAAAAUACAUUCGAAUAUGUCUCCCUGCUUGUUUAGCAAUAGUUUUCAAUUUUUCUCUACAUCGCAUUGAAGAAGGACAUGUUGGUGUUUAUUUCAGAGGUGGUGCUUUAUUGCCCUACGUUAGUAAUCCUGGAUUUCACAUGAUGAUACCCGUAUUAACCACAUAUCGAUCUGUACAAGUUACAUUGCAAACGGAUGAAGUUAAAAAUGUACCGUGUGGUACUAGUGGUGGUGUAAUGAUCUACUUUGAUCGUAUAGAGGUUGUAAAUAUUUUAGAUGCUAACAGUGUUUACACUAUGGUAAGAAAUUUUACUGCAGACUAUGAUCGUACUUUGAUUUUUAACAAAGUACAUCAUGAGUUAAAUCAGUUUUGUUCAGUACAUACUUUACAUGAAGUAUAUAUUGAUCUAUUUGAUCAAAUAGAUGAAAAUUUAAAAACUGCUUUGCAAAAAGAUCUAAACGAUUUAGCACCAGGCCUUAACAUUCAGGCAGUAAGAGUAACCAAACCAAAAAUUCCUGAGACCAUCAGGAAAAAUUAUGAACUAAUGGAAGCAGAAAAAACAAAACUCUUAAUAUCUACACAACAUCAAAAAGUGGUGGAAAAGGAUGCAGAAACGGAUAGAAAAAAGGCUGUCAUAGAAGCUGAAAAAGAAGCACAAGUUGCAAAAAUACAGUACAAUCAAAAGAUCAUGGAAAAAGAGUCUCUUCAACGAAUUGCAGCUAUAGAAGAUGAAAUGCAUGUUGCUAGACAAAAAAGUCGUUCCGAUGCUGAAUAUUAUCAAUUAAAAAUGCAAGCAGAAGCAAACAAACUACUUCUAUCUAAAGAAUUCUUGGAAUUAAAAAAAUAUGAAGCUUUAGCGCAUAAUACAAAAGUUUAUUAUGGACAAGAUAUUCCAAAAAUGUUUAUGUAUGGUGGUUGUACUAAUGAUCAAGAAUUAAGUUCAAAUAUAAACAUUAAAGAUAAUCAAUCACAAAUGUUAUAAAAUAAUUUAUUAAUAAAGAUUACAUUAACUGAU
Molecule: messenger RNA, 1171 nt
Organism: Vespa mandarinia (Asian giant hornet)
Lineage: Eukaryota; Metazoa; Arthropoda; Insecta; Hymenoptera; Vespidae
Product: erlin-2-B
Biological process (GO): SREBP signaling pathway
Cellular component (GO): endoplasmic reticulum membrane; endoplasmic reticulum
Molecular function (GO): ubiquitin protein ligase binding; cholesterol binding
Source: RefSeq, a predicted model, not a curated record